This is a messenger RNA of Maudiozyma saulgeensis, 1365 nucleotides long. The record is from the annotation of a GenBank genome assembly. Lineage: Eukaryota; Fungi; Ascomycota; Saccharomycetes; Saccharomycetales; Saccharomycetaceae.
AUGAAAAGAAGAUUUCUGAUGAUGACGCAACCAACAAAUCAUUGUGACGUUAGCAUGUCGUCUGGUGAUGCACCCUUGAUGGAAGUUGACCUUAAGAGUCGUUUGAAAGAGUUUAAUGACUGGCCGUUACCUAGUCCUCCAAAUGGUUCACGCCUAGUAAUAGCAACAAAUAAAUCUGCUAGCAAAUCUGCAAGUAUAUCAACUAGUAGCAGUAGAGCAAAAACUUUUUUUUGUGAUCAUAAAGAUUGUGAUAAAGCUUUUACAAGGCCUUCAUUAUUGACAGAACAUCAGCAAAGUGUUCAUUUAGGAUUAAAACCAUUUGAUUGUAACCAAUGUGAUAAAUCAUUUGCAAGAAAAAAUCAUUUGGAGAGGCAUUUAUUAUCUCAUUUGGAUAAUAAUGAAAAACCAUUUCAUUGUUCUAUUUGUAAUAAAGGGGUCAUUACCUCACAACAAUUGAAAAGACACGAAAUUACUCAUACAAAAUCAUUCGAAUGUCCUUAUAAAGGUUGUUCAGAAGCAUUCUAUAAACAUCCGCAAUUAAGAUCUCAUAUUAUGGCUAUUCAUUUACAAACUUUGACUUGUAAACAAUGUAACAAGACUUUUCAGAGACCUUAUAGACUUGAGCAUCAUAUUAAAAAACAUCAUAAUCCAGAGAUUGCUACACCUUAUCAUUGCUCCUUCCUUGGUUGUCUUCAAAGUUUUAAAACGUGGACUCAAUUGACAUUACAUACGAAAAACGAUCAUCCCAAGUUACGGUGUAACAUUUGUCAUAAGCAUGUAGUAGGUGAAACUGGUCUACAAAUGCAUAUGAAGAUUCAUGAUGAUACAUUGGUGACAAGAAACUGGAAAUGCCACUUAUGUGCGAACCCUAUUUUAUCAUUCCCACGUAAACAAGUCCUUAUUGAACAUUAUAAAGAGAUACAUCCACAGGAACCUCUACCAUUUUCUUUAGAAGAUAUCCCAUCUGGCAUUAUUCCAGUGAGUCAAUCUAGUUCAGAUGAGAAACCCCUUGAUGAUAAACAUCUCAAGAAACGUAGGAAAGUCAAUAAUUCAUUAGACGAUUUGAAGAACCAGGCAAUUCUCGGUAAAUAUUUAACACCAGCUAAUAUACAGGUGUUACCCACCCCAGGUAUUAAGAAUAUCCAAGGUAAUUCUGCGAUGGAACUUUUACUUAAUACUGUUGGUCGGAAACUAAAAUGUCCCUACUAUAAAUGUUAUAGAACUUUCAAGACAAAGGAAAGAUACAACAUUCAUAUUGAGAAACAUAAGAUACAUGAAGAGAAAUUGAAAGAUUUAGAACUGGAAAAAAAAACUACAAAUGACCCCACUACCAAUCACGACCCAAUACAGCCUUAUCCUGAAUAA